Papilio polytes (common Mormon) is the source of this 651-nucleotide messenger RNA. It is a transcript of the gene CPG6, whose product is annotated as keratin-associated protein 19-2-like. The record is from RefSeq and is a predicted model, not a curated record. The transcript is spliced from 4 exons. Lineage: Eukaryota; Metazoa; Arthropoda; Insecta; Lepidoptera; Papilionidae. Bases 83 to 469 code for a protein of 128 amino acids.
AAGCAGUCAGCGGGGCAGCAAGGCAUCAGUCGCCGAGUAUUCUCUCAACCUUCACCACUGCACCACUCACAAAUCAAUCACCAUGAAAUUCUUGCUGAUUGCUGCUCUGGCGAUGAGUGCGGUGUUCGCGGACAACGUUAAGAAGACCGAGAAGCGCGGUCUGUCCGGUCUCGGCUACGGGUACCGCGGUCUCGGCUACGGGGACUACGGCUACGGCGGGAACCUCCUCGGCUAUUACAGCAAGCCCCUCUACGGCGGCUACUACAAUGGUUACGACGGAGUAGGCAGCGGUCUGGUCGGGUACUCCGGUUAUGGCGGAAAUAUCGGUUACGGUUACUACGGCAGUGGACCUUACAAAUAUGGAUACAAUGGAUACGGAGGUCACAGUGGAUACGGCGGAUACGGUGGAUAUGGUGGAUACGGCGGAUACGGCGGUCUCGGCGGAUACGGUGGGCUCGGAUACUACUAAUAAAUUAAACAAUUAAUUAACUUUUCAUGACUUGUGUUCAAUGUAAAUUUUAAACUAAGGAGAUUUAAGGAGCUGCCACACCUGUAUAUAAAUGUUAGAACUUUAUAACCUCUUCUUUAGUUGUAAUUGAUGUACGAAUUUGUUGACAUUUUGUAAAUACAUAAUAAAAUAUACAUUUUAAA